AUGGCGAAGGUGUUUCGCGCGGUGACAGUAUCGACUUUGUCAAACAAUGGACAGUCAACAGCGAAAUUUAACAAGCCGGUCACGCUCAAUAUCAACUAUGAUCCGCAGGGUCUCAGUGUUGAGUUCCUUGCAGGAGACCCAAAUGGUAGGGAUAAAGCAACAUUAUUAGAAUUUCCAGUGACUCCUAGUACUGAGUGUUCUAGAGUUUCAUCUAGAAGUUAUGUAUUCACACUUGAUACAGAUAGUUUGCUUGUAACAUUUGCUAAUGAAACAGAUUUUAGAAAUUUUCAUUCACAAAUAUUAAAAUUGAAGAAUGGAAAGGGUAUAUCUGCAUUUAAUGAAAGGACUGAAGAAUCCUCAGCCAUGCAAUACUUUCAGUUCUAUGGCUACCUCUCCCAGCAACAAAAUAUGAUGCAGGACUACAUUAGGACUAGUACAUACCAGCGAGCAAUUCUGGGAAAUCUAUCUGAUUUUAAAGAUAAAGUUGUGCUUGAUGUAGGUGCAGGUUCUGGUAUAUUAUCAUUCUUUGCAGUCCAAGCAGGUGCAAAGAAGGUGUAUGCUGUAGAAGCAAGUAAUAUGGCAAAUCAUGCAGAACUAUUAGUUGCUGCUAAUAAUUUAUCAGAUAAGAUUAUUGUAAUAGCUGGUAAAAUAGAAGAAAUUGAUUUACCUGAAAUAGUAGACUGCAUAGUGAGUGAGCCCAUGGGUUACAUGUUGUAUAAUGAAAGAAUGCUUGAAACUUAUCUUCACGCGAAAAAGUGGUUAGUUCCAGGUGGAAGAAUGUUUCCCUCACGAGGAGAUCUUCACAUAGCUCCGUUUUCCGACGAAAAUCUUUACAUGGAACAAUUUAAUAAGGCUAACUUUUGGUACCAAACAUGUUUCCACGGUGUAGAUCUCUCAGCAAUGAGAAACAACGCGAUCAAAGAGUACUUUAGGCAACCAAUCGUUGAUACGUUUGAUAUAAGAAUUUGUAUGGCUAAAUCUAUCAGGCAUAUUGUAGACUUUCAAACUGCUAAUGAGACUGAUUUACAUAAAAUAGAAAUUGAUGUCGAUUUUCAUAUAUUGGAAAGUGGCACUUGUCAUGGCCUUGCAUUCUGGUUCGACGUUGCAUUUAUCGGAUCGACGCAACAGGUUUGGUUAAGUACAGCUCCCACAGAACCUCUAACCCAUUGGUAUCAAGUUCGUUGCCUUUUGGAAAAUCCUUUGUUCUGUAAAAGUGGUCAGCUGUUGUCUGGAAAGGUCAUUCUCGUUGCGAACAAAAGACAAUCGUACGAUGUGACAAUAGAUCUGAAGCUAGAAGGAACGAAUAUGGAAAGCAGUAGUAACACUUUGGAUUUGAAAAAUCCGUACUUCCGAUACACAGGUGCAGCAGCGCAGCCUCCUCCCGGUUUAAAUAAUACCUCACCCAGUGAGUCCUAUUGGACGACAUUAGAUGCCCAAGGCGCAAGGCAAGCAGUAAAUAUGGUCAAUGGAAUGUCAGUGAAUGGCUUGGGAGAAGUUUCUAUGGAUGCAACUGCAGCGGUGAAUCCCAGUAAUUUACUUGCAAUAGGUGGUCAGCCAAAUAUUCAUCCUGGAUCAAUUUCGAGCACAGGAAGGGGACGAGUAGGAGGUACAGCGACGAGUACGCAAGCAGCGCAAUUAAUAGGUGGCGGAAUCACUCCAAACAUGUUCACGUCUCCCGCUACGCUUGGUGUUACUUUCCAGCAAUCGCUGGUCCUUGGCAAUACUUCACAUUAUCCAGUGAAUCCCAGCUUGAUGAUCGGGGAUUAUGUGACACCUGGUAACGGCAUAUCGUCUCAAACGUAUCGACAAUGA
This is a messenger RNA of Habropoda laboriosa, 1812 nucleotides long. It is a transcript of the gene Art4, whose product is annotated as histone-arginine methyltransferase CARMER. Gene Ontology annotation, biological process: peptidyl-arginine methylation. Bases 1 to 1812 code for a protein of 603 amino acids. Lineage: Eukaryota; Metazoa; Arthropoda; Insecta; Hymenoptera; Apidae. The transcript has 8 exons. The record is from RefSeq and is a predicted model, not a curated record. Gene Ontology annotation, molecular function: protein-arginine N-methyltransferase activity.